Molecule: messenger RNA, 648 nt
Organism: Naumovozyma dairenensis CBS 421
Lineage: Eukaryota; Fungi; Ascomycota; Saccharomycetes; Saccharomycetales; Saccharomycetaceae
Gene: HNT3
Product: DNA 5'-adenosine monophosphate hydrolase
Exons: 1
Coding region: 1-648 (215 amino acids)
Biological process (GO): double-strand break repair; single strand break repair
Cellular component (GO): nucleus
Molecular function (GO): mismatched DNA binding; DNA 5'-adenosine monophosphate hydrolase activity; double-stranded RNA binding
Source: RefSeq, a predicted model, not a curated record
AUGAGUUCAUUUUGGAAAUCAGCACUACAAAUAUAUGUUAAGAAUCCUCAAAAGGUUCCUUCAGAAGAAUUAGUUUAUUAUGAUGAAAAAGUCACGAUAAUCAACGAUAAAUUCCCUAAGUCAACGUGUCAUUUAUUAAUUCUUCCUCGAGAUGGGAAGUUAACUUUACAACAUCCUACUAUUGCCCUUACUGAUAGGAUUAAAGAUUCUCUUGAAGAGUAUGUUCGAAUGGCUCAAGAAUACAUUUUCAAGACUUUCACUUCUAAAUACAAACUAGUUAAGCCAAUUCCCAAUGUUUUUGAUAAGAUUGAAGAUUUUAAUGACAUGGAAAUUUUUAUUGAUAAAUUCAUUACUGUAGGAGUUCAUAGUGUUCCAUCGAUGGCAAAUUUACAUAUUCAUGUUAUUACUAAGGAUUUCCAUUCAGAAAAGUUAAAAUAUAAGAAUCAUUAUCUUUCAUUUAAUAGUGAAUUCUAUAGAAAAUGGGAUAGUUUACCCUUAGAGCAAAUACCGGUAAGAGAUGAAAUGAUUGAUUUAGUUAAACAUGGCGAUUUGAUUUGUUGUUAUUGUAAUGCGAAUUUUAAGAAUCAAUUUGCUAAAUUGAAGAAACAUCUCAAUGAAGAGUUUGAGAAUCAUUUUAAGCUGAAAUAG